This is a messenger RNA of Cherax quadricarinatus, 10110 nucleotides long. It is a transcript of the gene twf, whose product is annotated as twinfilin actin binding protein. The record is from RefSeq and is a predicted model, not a curated record. Gene Ontology annotation, biological process: actin filament depolymerization; barbed-end actin filament capping; regulation of lamellipodium assembly. Gene Ontology annotation, molecular function: actin monomer binding; actin filament binding. Gene Ontology annotation, cellular component: cytoplasm; actin filament; myofibril. Lineage: Eukaryota; Metazoa; Arthropoda; Malacostraca; Decapoda; Parastacidae.
GUAGUAGUGCAGUAAGCGACCUGACACACCAACACACACCAGUCAUGUCACAUCAAACUGGCAUAACAGCAAAUGAAGAUUUAUUGAAUUUCUUCAGUACCUGUCGUAAUGGAAGUGUCAGGGUCUUCAGAAUUACUAUUGAAAAUGAGGCUCUUCAACUUGGUGAAUGGCAUUCAGCGCAGGGUUCAUGGGAAGAUGAUUAUGACAGCUUGGUAUUACCACUGCUUGUAGAGAAGCAACCAUGCUACCUUCUUUACAGAUUAGACAGUGAAGCACAUGGAGGGUAUGAAUGGGUAUUGAUCAGCUGGUCUCCUGAUGACUCUCCAAUACGUGAGAAGAUGCUGUAUGCUUCUACAAAGGCCACACUCAGAAAGGAGUUUGGAGCAACUCAAAUAAGGGACGAAAUAUUUGGCACUAUGCAUGAAGAUGUGAGUUUAGAUGGGCUGCGCCGUCAUCGAAAAUCAGCAUCUGCUCCGGUACCACUCACUCCAAGGGAAGAGGAGAUUCAGGAAAUUAAAAAACAAGAAGUUGGAGUUGACAUUGGAGUAGACACCAAGCACCAGACUAUGGCUGGCAUUACGUUCCCCAUCGCACCUGAUGCUCUUGAUGCAGUCACAGAAUUUACUACAGGCAAUCUCCAAUAUGUACAACUCAAAAUUGAUACAUCAGCAGAAGAAAUUCAUUUAUCAGGUACAGCAAAAUCUUUGCUUGUAACUGAUCUACCAAGUCAUGUACCUGAUUCUGCAGCUCGUUACCACUUAUACCGUUAUGAUCAUAACUACGAAGGGGACUUCUUCCAUAGUGUGUUAUUUAUAUAUUCCAUGCCUGGUUAUGCUUGUCCAAUUAAGGAAAGAAUGCUGUAUUCCAGCAGUAAAAACCCCAUUACAGAUCUUUUAGAAAAUGGCUUCAAUUUGGCUAUUACAAAAAAGCUUGAAAUUGGUGAAGGCUCAGAGCUAACGGAGGAAUACUUGCUUGAUGAAAUUCACCCAAAACGAAACCUUCACCGUCCUAAAUUUGCGAAGCCUAAAGGUCCAGCAAAUAGAGGUGCCAAGAGAUUGACUAGAGCACCAAAAGAUGCUCCAGGAAAUGGUGAAUUAUAAAGGCAUGACAAGUAAAUAAUUAAAUCUUGAGCACUUGUAAGUUUUUAUGUUGAUAAACAAUGAGACUUUGGACCUCAUUAUGCCUUAACUUGUCUUUUUCUUCUUUUUAAAUAAUGAUGUAUGCCAUCCAUAUAGUUGAAUAACUAAGAAUUUCUAUCAAAAUUUGACUAGUAUUUGUUAAAAAUAUGGAUAUAUAAUUGUUUAUUUUUCCCAGGAUAUAAUUUUUGGUAAAAAUCUUAAACAUGUGUAAGAGUUUGUUUAUUACAAAUAUUGUAUUGUGGUUUAUUUUUACAGUAAAGUAAUUAUCAUUUCAAUGCUAACAGAAUUUUGUACUUUUUCAUGGUUGUAUGUACCUUAAGCAUGCUAAUAAAUAUGCUUUAAUACACACACACAUUAGAUAUUUAAAAAUUAUAGUAUUAAAGUCAGUUAAGAAAAUUCUUGUGAACUUUGCAAUAAUUUUAUUAAUACAGGUAAUCCUUACUUAACAUGAUGUAUACCAUAAAACUUGCUUUAUAAAAACCAUCGUAUUAGUACUGGAAUGUUUUUUUAUAGCCUGGUUCUUGAUUAUAGUAUUUGCAGUCCUUAUCACUUAGUACUCUUCAAACUUAUUUGGCUGUGUUCAAAAAUAAUACAUAACUUUGAAACAAGACAAAACAACUUGGGACAGGCUGUUACUACAAUUGUUUAUAUAUCAGAAUCAUUCAUAUUAAACACAAAAGGGCCAUACAGUUAUAUAUCAGAAAUAAGAUUGUAUAGUGAAUAUGAACUCUAAUGUUUCAGUCGUCUUGUAUCAAAAGGUCAUACAGUACUUCGGGCAUUGUUAAGAGAAGAUUUCCUGUAUUGUUACUAUUUGAUUUUUGAAGUUAUUUUCAUGGACGAGUGAUAAUUUGAUUAUUAAAACAUGACACAUUCUGUAGAAGUAAUGUGUUCCAUUGAUAUUAGUUUUGUGGCUCAUGCAUAAAAAUUAAGGUCAUUGUCUUCUAAUGAUAAUAAUGACAUUAAACACUAAAACCAAGAGGGUAUUGUCUUCUAAACAUUACAUUUUGGCAUUUCUUUUGUAAAUUUGAUUAAAUGCCCUGUGAUGUUUAGUUACUGUUGAAUCUGCCUUUUCUGCAUUUUCAUUACUUCCAAGGUUUAUCAAGAUUUUUUCCCUGCUUGUAUAAAAUUAAAAAAAAAUUCAUGUAAUCCAGGUUUUUUUUUUUUUAUAGAGUACUGUAUAUACAGUAUUUAUAUUUCAUAUUAGCAUGAUUUGUUACAAAAAUCAGGAUUCUGCUUAAAUAAGUAUAUAGUUUACAGAAUUUAUCCUAGUGUGUACAGUGUUCUUUUAAAGUACUUCAGGGUUAAAAUUAUUAUUAUUGUAUUCAUGUGGGUAGUGUGCUGAUAGGCAAAACUUACUCUAGACUUCAUGCAGCCCUUAUUCUGUCCAAGCUAGAUAUGGGGACCAAAUGAAUUCCUUGACCUCUCCAGCUGUUCUUUAAGAAGCUGUGCUGAUUAUCAUCAGAAAUUGAGUUUAUGCCUAGUGGUCUUUCAAGCUUUCCCAGUCAAGAGCUUGUAUACAGAAGCAGGCACUCCUUCUUUACAAGAAUGAUGCAGUGUUCAUUGCCUGUUUUGUUAGCUUUCAUGACAGUCUUAAUCAUCAGAAUAAUAGAUAGCAAGAUAAAUUAAUUUAGUCCUCUCCCCAAUUUGUUUUGGCCCUUAAGUCUCCAGGUUCAAAAUAGACAAUCUCUUAAUUUGCACCCCCUUCCCCCAUUCUUUACAUUCACCACAUGUUGUACUCUUCCUUCACACCUCAUUGUCUCAACUUUUGAAAUACAUCACAAGGUGUCCAAGAACAUUCCUCUCCACAACCCACAUGCUUCAGGGCAGUGAACUCAGAUUUAGUCAUGCAGUUCGUGAACUAACUUCUUCCCACAGGGGAGUUCUUUUUUCAAACUACUGCAUUUUCUAAUACAGGUCUCCCUCGCUUUGGCGCAUACAGCAAAAUCACAUAUAGCAAACCCAUUAUAACGUGUAAAAGAUAGGGUUUCAUUCAGAGACUAAUUUCCACAUAUUUUAUUUUUUGUUUUUUUACCAAAUACAUUCAUAUUUUCUGAAUGUUCAUUUCUUACAUGUAUAAAAAAGCUAGAUAUUUUUAGUAAAGACUGGUCAAGAACUGUAGAUUUAUUAUAUAUGUUGUCAUUACAUGAAUGGUUGGCAAGCAGAGGUGGGGGGAAUGGCAGGUGAUUGGUUAGGAUGGUAGUAUGUUGGAAGCCAGUGAACUGUGGAAGGAGGCCCCAGCACUCAUGGUUUCCCUGCCUCUCUUAUUAUUUAUGUUUUGUUCGUUUAGGAGGGGGAGAACAAGAUUUGUUUAUACCUUUGAUGAGUUUAAGAGUUUUUCUGUUCCUGGAGCCCAGCCUUGGGCCACUUGUCCUGGACACAUUUAAUGAGUGAGGUGCAGGACAUCACACACACACAAGCCAUCACAAUCACCACAACCUUGAAAUCUUCAUUUGCUCAUUUGAUUUAGGAACAUAAAAAACCUGUUUUCUUUCUGAACCUAUUUAAUAAACUUUCUUAUAAAAGUCAAGUUUAGAGUGACAUUUAAUGAUAUUGAUAAAAUCACAGCAAUUGCAUGAGAGUGAAUUAUUGUAUAUGUAGCAAAUUCCUGGUAGAAACAGUUGUUGCAUAUAAGUGAAAUUGCAUAUAGUAGAUCUGUAUAAAGUGAGGAAACCAGUUCUUUAACCAUAAAACCACUGGCAACAACUUUGGUCUUAGUUAGAAGAAAAAAUUGAAGCCUACCUGACAUGUAUGGUUAACUAUACACGCACUGUCACAGAGACACAGUACCUGUGUGAGGACUGCCAGGUUGCACAUCCUUACUUAGUCCCGCCUUUAACCCACUCUGAUGGAAACUAGCCUAAUGUAUCAACUCUAAAAAAAAAUUGAGUCUGUUUUCCCCCUUACCUGGAUCUCACCUAAUUACCUCCCAUUCCUCAGGUACAACAUGACCCUUAUAGGUUUAUCACUUUCCUCUAAAUAUAAAUAAUUUCAAUUUUGUACCCACACUAAUCUCUACUAUUGCACACCCAUACUAGCAGUGCUGUAUGAACUCUGGAAGUUCAGUGCAUAUGUUUGAAUAUAAUAAUAAUAAUAAUAAUAAUAAUAAUAUAUAAUAUAUUUGCAAAAUUGUCUAUUUUGUUGCUUUAUUCUAGAAUAGAUUCAAAAUCAUAAAAAAUGCAUAGUAAAAGGAGACCCUUAUUUAUAAAAUAUUUCAUGUGCAUGAGGCUUUCUCAAGGCAUUUAAUUAAUCCUCAUGUAGAUGAAAUGUCAGACUUAUUAAUAAUGAUAUUAUUUUACGCCUCCUCACCCGUUUGUUGGCUAUGCUAUACUUCAACUGCAGUAGUUUCAAAAUCAUACAUUCACUGGAAUUGAUAUGAAGACUUUACAAGUUCUUUUAUAGAUCAUUAUUUUUGCUAGUUAUCUUACUGGGUCUGGAGUGAGCUAUUGUUUUUGUUUGAAAGAUGGAUAACAUCAAGUGUAUUACUGACACUGUUAAUCUUUAUCUUACAAAUAGACCAAUGUCUAUGACAUAUCAUUUGUUAUUGCAUAUGCAUUUUUUUGUCUUUGUAUGCAUUUUUGCUCAUUGAUCUAUUAAAUGAGUAUGCAGAUAAGGGAAUGUUUUAAUUGCAAUAAGGUUGUGUUACGAAGAGGUUGUAUGUGCGAGGUCUUUGUUAUUAUUUUUACAGUGGUUUACAUAUAUGUUAAGCAUCUGCACGCUUUGAUAACGUUAAAACCCGAGCAAAGGGUCAGUAUCAGUCGUAUUACAAGGAUAAAUUGGUAGCUGUCAUUUGUAUUCUACCUUUUCAUCAUUUUGACAAAAUUGUCAAGCCCAAAAAAAAAAAUAGAUAUAGACAAAGAAUUUAUUUAUAACUUGUGAAAGCUGUGAAUGUUUCAUUUGCAAAAUGUAAAGGUUCCAUGAUUUAUUUUUCAGGUUAUAUAAUGCAUAAUGCAAUGAUAAUACUGUGUAUACAAAUUUGCUUUAAUAAGGGGGAAGUGCUAAACAAAUAGGGUUCGUAUAGCACCUGGAGAAUGCAAGGCAUUGAAGAUCUAUCCAACGAAGGGAAGAAUAAGCCCAGUUUAUUAGAUCAAGAGCCUCUGGAGGAGAAAUGCAGUGGCAAUAACUUGCAUGAGCAUGUUAGACAGAACUGAAUGUAGAUGUGGUUCAUAUGAUUUGAUGUGUUGUGUGUGAACAAGAUAACAUUUAUGAAGGGAUUCAGGAACACUGGUUAGUCAGACUUAGUCCCCUGGAGGAAGUACAGUGGUCCCCUGGUAUACGAUAUUAAUCCAUUCCUGAGAGCUCAUCGUAUGCCAAAAUUAUCGAAAGGCGAAUUAAUUUUCCCCAUAAGAAAUAAUGGAAAUCAAAUUAAUCCCUGCAAGACACCCAAAAGUAUGAAAAAAAAAUUUUUACCACAUGAAAUAUUAAGUUUAAUGCGCACAAACUGAAGAAGCCAUGCACAGUUUAUAGUACUCUACUAACAAUAGAAUACAUGACACUUACCCUUUGAGGGUUUCGGACGUACUACUAGUACAUCUUACGACCCAGGGUUUUUGACGUACUAGUAUGCCUAAAUUCUAGUGCCCUCAAAUCUAGUGAGAGAAAGCUGGUAGGCAUACAUAUGUAAAAAUUGUUCUAUGUGGUCAGUGUGUGCAGUAUAAAAAAAAUCCUGCAGCACACAGUGCAUAAUGAGAAAAAAAACUUUGACCGUGUUUUUGGAUUAAAACAGCGACUUUGCACUUUAUUUUCGUAUGGUAUUUAUUGUUGUAUUCUAGUUUUCCUGGUCUCAUAUUACAGACAUAUUACAGAAAUUGAGAUGAUUUUGACUGGUUUUACAAUGAAAAGUACAGUACCUUGAAAUUGAACUCAAAGUAGCAGAAAUGUUUGAUUUUUACCAAAGUUCAAAAGUAAACAAAUCAUGCCAAGCGUCCAAUACACAUCAACUGGUGAGUCUAAUAUUCUUUCACAAGUGCGCUGAUAUUAUUUAUACCAUUUCUACACUAAUGCAGUAGUCUGCAUAACAGUAAAUCUUAUUUUUUUUGUAAGAAUAAAAAUUCAAAGUGGAAAGCCAAGGAAAUAUAAGAGGGGCCUGGGGAUGUGACUAACGAACAGAGAACUUACUAGUUAUUUUAGUGCCAGGAAUGACUUUCUUGUUUAUUCUGGACCCUAUUCGAAAAUUGGCAUCUUUUGAAAUUUGUGUGAAAUUGGCAAAAUUGCUAAAUUCUGACCACUUUAUUGGAUAGUUGAAAUCAGUAAAUGGGUGGUUUCUUGUACUCUUUCUAUAGAAAAGAUUGAGUUUUAGCGAAAUAGUUAUGAUUUUUGUCGACUAGUACACUGGAAUUGGCUGAAAAUAGGGCUCAAAGUGGGCAAAAUCGCCGAUGCGUAAACAUCGUCGAGACCACUAACUUCAUGAGAGCAUAAUUCCGUAAGUUUUCCAUCAAAUUUCAUACUUUUGGUGUCAUUAUGAUUGGGAAAAGAUUCUCUAUCUUUUCAUUAAAAAUAAUUUUUUUUUUUUUUUAAAUUUGGCCGACCCUGAGAACAAGUCUCUGAGAGGACCUGUCGACUCCCAAAGGGUUAAUGAACAUCUGGUGAUGAUUGAUGGGAUGGGAGGAGGGGAGAGUGUCGAACUUAUUGUUUAGAAGGGGAAUCCCCUUCCAUUAGGGCUUGAGGUAGCAAGUCCUUUUCUGGGGUUACUUCCCUUCUUUUAAUGCCACUAGGACCAGCUUGAGAGUCACUGGACUUCUGUCGCACAACAUAUCUGUCCAUAGAGGCCUGUACCUCUCGUUCCUUUACGACUUUUCUAAAGUGGUUCACAUCACUGUCAUUGUAAUAGUCACCAGCACGGCUUGCAAUAGCUGUGUGAGUGUGAUUGUCAUCCAUAAAGGUUUUCACCUUUGUCCACAUUGUACACAUUUCUUUAAUCUGUGAAGUAGGCAACUUCCUCAAUUUCUCUAUCCCCUCCUCCGAAGCAGUUUCCUCAGGUCUGGCCUCUUGCUGUUGAAGAUGAUCUAGCAGCUCAUCAGUGGUUAGUUCGUCAUUGUCCUCCUCCUCCUCCAACUCUUCCACAUCCUCCCCACUAACCUCCAACCCCAAGGACUUCCCCAAUGCUACAAUGGUUUCCUCAACUGGCAUACGAUUCCCAGGGUUAGCCUCAAACCCUUCAAAAUCCCUUUUGUCUACACAUUCUGGCCACAGUUUCUUACAAGCAGAGUUCAAGGUCCUCUUAGUCACUCCCUCCCAAGCCUUACGUAUAAGGUUUACACAAUUGAGGAUAUUAAAGUGAUCUCUCCAAAACUCUUUUAGAGUCAAUCGAGUGUCUGUGGUCACUUCAAAGCACUUUUGAAACAUAGCUUUUGUGUACAGUUUCUUGAAGUUGGAAAUGACAUGCUGGUCCAUGGGCUGCAGAAGAGGAGUGGUAUUAGGAGGCAAAAACUUGACCUUAAUGAAGCUCAUGUCCCCAGAAAGUCGCUCUGCCAAGUCUGUAGGAUGACCAGGGGCAUUGUCUAAUACCAGGAGGCACUUAAGGUCUAUUUCUUUUCAAUUAGGUAAUUUUUCACAUUGGGGGCAAAUGCAUGGUGUAACCAGUCAUAGAAAAAGUCCCUAGUGACCCAUGCCUUAUUGUUUGCCCUCCACAGCUCACACAAAUUAGCCUUGAGGACAUUCUUUUGCCUGAACGCUCUGGGAGUUUCUGAGUGAUACACCAAUAAAGGCUUCACUUUGCAAUCACCACUAGCAUUGGCACACAUCAGAAGAGUAAACCUGUCUUUCAUAGGCUUAUGUCCUGGGAGUGCCUUUUCCUCCUGAGUAAUGUAGGUCCUGCUUGGCAAUUUCUUCCAAAACAGGCCUGUUUCGUCACAAUUAAACACUUGUUCAGGUUUCAGUUCUUCACUGUCUAUGUAAUCCUUGAAUUCCUUCACAUAUUUUUCAGCUGCUUUUUGGUCCGAACUGGCAGCCUCACCAUGCCUAAUCACACUAUGUACGCCACUACGAUUCUUAAAUCUUUCAAACCAACCUUUGCUGGCCUUAAAUUCACUCACAUCACCACUAGUUGCAGGCAUUUUUUCAAUUAAAUCCUCAUGCAACUUCCUAGCCUUUUCACAAAUGAUCGCUUGAGAGAUGCUAUUUUCUAUCUGUUUUUCAUUUAUCCACACCAAUAACAGUCUCUCAACAUCUUCUAACACUUGCAGUCUCUGUUUCGAAAACAAAGUUGCACCUUUUGCAACAACAGCUUCCUUGAUUGCCAUUUUCCUGGCCACUAUAGUAGCGAUGGUUGAUGGGGGUUUUGUAUACAACCUGGCCAGCUCCGACACACGCACUCCACUUUCGUACUUUGCAAUUAUCUCUCUCUUCAUUUCAAUAGUCAUUAGCACCCUUUUUCUCGAAGGGUUGACACUAGAAGCUUUCUUGGGGCCCAUGGUGACUUAUUUUUCAGAAACAAGCACCAAAAACACUGAUAAUAUGGAAUGUACCGAAUGUAUGCUUAGAUGCGAGCACACUGGCUGGCUUGUAAACACUGGCACGCACGGGUCAGUUCAAGCCACACGUGGACACGUCUCGGACGAAUCGCGUGUGGCGGGUUUUUUAACGAGUGGCAAGGCAAAAUUUUUGUGUUAACAUGUAUCGAAUACCGGAUUUAUCGGAUACCGAUCCCAUCGAAUACCGGGGGUCCACUGUACAGUACAAUGCCUGUAUUCCAAAGGAGGGUUAGAGGAGUGUUACGGUUUGGAGGAUCGUUUGAAUUGUGAUGUUUGCGCAGUUCAUGCAAAUCAGAUACUGAAUGAUUGAUGGUGAAUGAAUUAACUUUAUUUUGGUCACCCUACCUUGGUGGGACAUGGCUAAUGAGGUAAAAAUAUUUAAUGUGCGUACUGUAUAGGUGCAUAUAUUUUUUAUCUUGAUAGUCUUCUCUUAUCAAGGCAGGAUGCUCAAAAAAAUAAACACAUUCAGCAUCAUUCAUUCAAUUACUGUCUUGCUAAAAGUGCGCUGACAUCACAGUCAUUUUCCUGGCGCCAACGUCAGUAUUCCCACCCCUCCUUCAGUGUGUGCAGGCACUGAAUCAUGAUGUCAGCACACUUCUGGCAAGACAUUGAUUUAACAGAUGAUGAAAAAUGCUCUCUCUUCUUUAGGUCACCCUGCUUUGGCAGGAGUGAGCCAUCAAAUUAAUUAAAAAUAUGCACACAUGCAUGUGUACACAGUUUUCACAACUUGUGAAAAUUAGCUACCAACACCGAAAAGAGAACCUGUAUCACAAUGUUAUGUUACCUUACCUCUAGCUGGAGUGAACAGGGUACACAUUAACUAAUCACCAUGAACAGGUAAGACUUGAUCUUGACUGUUCUAACCAUGAAGAGGUGUGACUUGGCCUCCAUUGUUCUAACUACCACCAGCAACUUGACUGGUAAGUGUUUUGUAGAGAUGACCUUAGAUAUAGACACUGUUAAAAUUAAAUCAUCCUUCAGACAAAAUAAAGUUUAGAACUGACAAAAUAAGGUUUGAUUCUACAGUACACCUCUUCAUAUAAUUAUCAGAUUCAAAAACUAGUUUGCAAAUGUCAAAAUUUAUAUUGUAUUUUACAUGUAUAGAAAUUUUACAUUAAAAAUAUAGAUGCUAAAACUCACUCAGAGUACUGUACUAUAUUAGGUUUUAUACGCAUCUGUAGUAAUUGCAAGAGCAGAGUAGUCGUCAUGCACCACUGCCAUGCUGAUCCAGUACUGAGUGCAGUUUUUUGCCUCUGUACUAGUCACACAUCUGUUGUAACUUGCAUUUACAACUGCCAGCGAUAUUUAAUUGUAAGAUUACUACAGGAAUACACAAUUGUGUAGCAUAUUAGUCUUUUUCACUGAGGAAAAGUUAUUUUAAGUUUAUAUGAAAGAACUAGUUAGGAAGAUAUCUUUGAUACAGGUAUGGAAGAGCUUUGUCGUAAGCGAAGUCCUGUUAAACCUAUUGAUCAUUUUAUAAACUUGCAAAGAAUGAAUUUCAA